UUGUCGUCCCCCGCUCUUUCUUCUCCUCUCCCUCUUUCCCUCCUGCCUUCCCUCUCGUCGCCAACAAUUUCUCCUAUUAUGAUCUCCUGCUCCUCCUCUUCUUCCCAUCUUCCCACCGGAUCUUUGGGCCACCGGCCAUGGCGGCCCUGGAUCUGAGGGCCGCCGCCCGCCGCCCGCGCCGCGGCCGGACCAUGUCCCACUGGCGGAGGAGCAUCACCGCCGUCGCCCUCCUCUCCUCUGCCGUCACGGCCCUCCUCGCCUUCACCAUGCCCUACCCCCUCGCCCUCGGCCUCAUCUUCCCCCUCGGCCCUCUCUCCUCUGCCGGCACCUCCUUUGACGAGUAUGAGCCCCUUCCCCCUUCUCCCUCUCUCGUUCGCGUCAAACCAAACGAACCCGCCGUUUCCACCUCGAAUUCUGUCUCUUCUUCUUCGUUAUUUGCACCGCCUCAAGUGCUUCGGAACCGUAUCGAACCGCCCCCAGUGGUCCGGAAACGCUCAAAGCGGCGAAGAUCCAAGCGUCGGGAACCGCCUCCAGUGGUCCGGAAUGUAGACUUACCCGCACGAAAAUCCAACCCUAGCGACGUAAAGGUCCCAUCUCUGCGUCGGGAGCCGGCUUAUUGGAGAAUGGCGCCGGAGGAGGCACUUCGGCUCGCCAAGAGAGAGAUUCAAAAUCCGCCGGUAGUUUUGGAUGAUCCGGAUCUGUAUGCCCCGUUGUUCAAGAAUGUAUCAGUUUUCAAGAGGAGCUACGAACUGAUGGAAAGAAUGCUUAAGGUCUACAUCUAUCAGGAUGGGCCAACACCCAUUUUCCACACACCAGAACUCAGAGGCAUUUACGCUUCUGAAGGAUGGUUUAUGAAAUUGAUGGAGGAGAACAGGCAAUAUACCACCAGGGAUCCAAGUAAAGCUCAUCUGUUCUAUCUACCAUAUAGUGCACGCCAGCUAGAGCUUGCCCUCUAUGUGCCCAACUCACACAACUUGAGGCCCUUAUCACUCUUUUUAAGGGACUAUGUGAAUGGUAUAGCUGCAAUGUUUCCUUUCUGGAAUAAGACUAGAGGGGCAGAUCAUUUUCUAGUUGCCUGCCAUGACUGGGGGCCUUACACCACCACUCAACAUGAAGAACUGUGUAAAAACACAAUCAAAGCUCUGUGCAAUUCUGAUGCUUCAGAAGGUAUAUUUAUCCGUGGCAGGGAUGUUUCCCUUCCGGAAACAACCAUCAGAGAUCCGAAGAAGCCGCUUAGAUAUGUGGGUGGGAACCGUGUCUCCCAACGAUCUAUUCUAGCCUUUUUUGCUGGGAACAUGCAUGGGAGGGUCAGACCAAUCCUUCUGAAGUACUGGGGUGAUAAAGAUGAAGACAUGAGAAUCUAUGGACCCCUUCCAAACAGGGUUUCAAGGCAAAUGUCAUAUGUCCAGCAUAUGAAAGCAAGCAAGUUCUGUAUCUGUCCCAUGGGAUACGAAGUGAACAGCCCGAGGAUCGUUGAGUCUAUAUAUUAUGAAUGUGUUCCGGUGAUAAUAGCAGACAAUUUUGUGCUUCCUUUUGAGGAAUUGUUAGACUGGAGUGCGUUCUCUGUGGUUGUAGCUGAGAAGGACAUACCUAACUUAAAGAACAUACUACUAGGAAUUUCUCUCAGGCGAUACAUCAGGAUGCACACUUGUGUACAGAAGUUGCAGAAGCACUUUCUUUGGCAUGCAAAGCCACUCAAGCACGACAUUUUCCACAUGAUUCUGCAUUCCAUAUGGUUUAACAGGUUGAACCAGAUUCAGCUUCAGCAGGAAUAGCACCCUUGUUGCGGUGGAAAGUAUACUUGCACUUUACAGAUAUGAAACUCUGAUGGUUUAUGAGUAGCCUUCCAGUGUGAUAUACGAAUCAAGGUUGCUUGCCACUGCUUAGUUCAUCUAUGGUUGGGUUUCACUGUUCCAGAUCUAGAGUUUCUUGAAGCAAGAAUAUGUUUUCAGUGGGAAAAAUCAAUUGAAUUGAGGGAUAUUAACCACGGGAUUUUAGAGUUGCUGUGGUUAGAUGUCGACUGAGGCUCAUUAUAAUAUGCAAGGAUCAUUAGGAAUGAAGGUCAGCCGAGCAAAUACAGAUCCACGAGACUCCUGGUGAAUGCAAGGAUGAAAUCCACCAGAACAAUGGCACGACAAAGUUCAAGUAACCUCCAAUAAGAAACUAGAAGAAAGUGUUUUACUUUUUCUUUUUUAAUUUAUAAUUUUUUAGCUUUAUUUAUGCAAUUCUUUUAAAUGGUGGUCCUCACUCUUUACAGAAAAAAGAUGUUCAGUAAUUGCUUGUUUAU
This is a messenger RNA of Musa acuminata AAA Group (dessert banana), 2287 nucleotides long. RefSeq names its product probable glycosyltransferase At5g03795. The record is from RefSeq and is a predicted model, not a curated record. Gene Ontology annotation, molecular function: glycosyltransferase activity. Bases 138 to 1775 code for a protein of 545 amino acids. NCBI's taxonomy places the organism in Eukaryota, Viridiplantae, Streptophyta, Magnoliopsida, Zingiberales, Musaceae. The transcript has 4 exons.